GUUUCUAUAAAAUCAUCUGCCCUCCGCUGCCAUGGAUGCUACUGUUGAGUUCCUGCUCAUUUCCUUUAAGGCCAAACUGCUGCUUGCCCUGAUUAAUCUUUUACAUGUGGUGCAUGAGAGGCUGCUGUUUUUCUGCCAUAGUUCUCCACUUUGUGAUAAUAAGGAGCAGGAAUUGUGUAGUUUGCAAUAUCGAGCUGCAAUAUCGAUUACAGACAUGUUUUAUUGGCAGAUCUACAAAUGACAUACUUUGGCAAGCCUUUGAUGGAACGCAAAACCUGAACUCUAACUAGGAGUUGGUCCUGUUGUCCAAAUUCAACACAAUUUGUUGAACCAGUCACACUGAGCAUGGAACUGCUGAGGAAAUUAUAUAUUUUCAUCCUGAAUUAAGUUUGGCCAUGCAAAUUUGCAUCACUAGUCACUGAGUUUAAAUCGUCAUCUGCAGCCUCAAUGCCAGACGUCAUUGCCUCAAACCAGUUCACUGUAUAGUGUUUGACUACUAAACUAUUUGACAGCCCAGUGAUUCAUUCGUCGGUUUGUGCCAUGAAACAUUACUUGGGCAAAAAUCAAUACAACUGUCUUUGAUGAAGACUUAUUUAUACCAUUAUCUGCAUGAGUGUGCUUUAAAGAGUCAGUUUAUCAGGCGUCCACAGUUAUAUUAGGACAAACUAGCCAGUUUAGAAAACAUCACAUAUUGCCUGCAUUCCAUUUAAAGAUACCUUUAACAAUUGAAGAUAGAUUAGAUUGUGUUUUACAGUUCACUUGCUGCCCUCAAACAGAAGCUUACAAAACAUUGUUUGGAUACUUGUAUAUAUUUCAGUCUCACCUCACGUAUGAAGCAUUUGUUGGAUGAACGUAUCAUACCUACAUAUAUGUAUUUAUUCUUUUUGAAGACUGUUCCCAUUUUUCCCAUCGGAUAUCAUUAUUUUUCUCUAAUCUUCCUGUCAUGUUUUCUGUCACCCAUGGAAAACGUGCCAUGCACCAAACCAUUGGGGCUUUCUUGCCUGAUGUACACAUCAAUGCUGGAUCUAAAUUUCUGGUCAUAUAUCCCUAUUUGGUGAUUUGUGAAAUCUAAAUGGGAUCGGCCCGGUUCUCCAGCUGCUGACUCCAGCGAGUGAAAAUGUUAGCCUUAUGUUGUCGUGCCUCUACUUUCAGGCUUUGGCCCCUGAUGAUUUGUGUGGGUGUGGUCUCUUCUGUUACCCCUCAUCCUGAGUGAAGCCCCCUCUGUUUCCCCCAAACACACACGCAUUCAUACCACGGCGAUGACACACCAUUCCAACAACUCUGUGCGAGACCAUAUGAAAUGGGCUGGGUUGCUGGGCUGCGAGGCGGUGCUGUCCAGCAUGGCCCUCAUGCAAGCCAACAACAUCCCAGGCCAGAAGAAGAUGAUGUCACCCUUGGGUCAAGGGCACAGGGCCAGUCCUGAGAGCCAUCAAACCCACUCGCAACACUCUCACAACCACCAUGGACACCAGGUUCACCAUGGACAAGCCCACCACAGCCACAUGGGCCAGCCUUCAGCCGGCAGCUGUCCACCCCUGCUCAUCCGAAAGGACGGGGAUUAUCACUCAGCAAGAAUGAUGGACGGGAAGGACAUGCAGGCAAACCAGAACAUGCAACCCAAGAAGAAGCACAAAAAAUCUGGCUCCUCCAACAAAGUAAAAGUGGAGCAUUUACUCUCACCGAUCAAUAUGGAUGAUGACAGUUCCUUGAAAGUCCAGAAGAACUUCAUCUGUGACCACUGCUAUGGAGCUUUCCGGAGUAGCUACCACCUCAAGCGACACAUACUUACACAUACAGGAGAAAAGCCAUUCGCUUGCGACGCGUGUGACAUGCGGUUCAUUCAGCGUUACCACCUGGACAGACACAAGAGGGUGCACAGUGGAGAGAAGCCGUACCAGUGUGAUCGCUGCCACCAGAACUUCUCACGGACAGACAGACUGCUGAGACACCGGCGGCUAUGUACAGUCGGGAUGAGCAAAGAGGAAAGCCAGUACUCACAGGACACAUCUGCCCACCCAGCUUCCUGGAGCCCCCUACAGCCUUCCAACAACCGGCUGACCGUCUGACCCGCAGCCUCCCACAGAGACCCGACAGACAACAGCAGCCUGCAGCUCAGUGUCGUCGCACGUUGGAGCUCAACAGCGCUGUAACCUGGAAACAGCCUAGCUUAAACACAACCAAACUUUAGUUUGCGCUCCUUCAUAGAGCUUUAUAGCAGAUUUUUGUACUUUUUUAAAAAUCUACUGUUAUGUUCACAAUACUGGCAAAAGACGAAGGACUGAUUCCCGAUCUUGGACAGCAGGUCAUGGUAUUACAUAUUACUGUUGCCGUGUUACGACAAUAACUGAAUGAAAUGAACGCACACAUCUUCUUUUAAUCCGAGAUGUUACAGUUAUUUCUUGGUGUUGCUGCCAAGGGAUUGCAAGUAUUUUUGACUACAAUGAACAUCAGUGUUUCGUGCAGCCCCUCUUAGGCGUCCUGAUCAACCCCGGUGAGGCCCUCGACUAAAUACGGACAGUUCACCAAUGGACGCCGACAGAACCGUGGAGCUUUUUAGUGUUGAAGUCCUACUCAUUUUGUGUUCCUCAUGCUGCUGCUCAUGAGCAGAGGAUCACAGCAGACUUGUGGUCCGUGCUGCCUUGACGGAGUAAUUAGCCACCUAUCCAGAACUGUAGGUGUUGUGUGAAUAACACAAGUUAAAUUAAAUGUAGCUUUUGAUAACACUGACCUAAACUAAGGAGCUUAUUACAGAGUAAAAUACAAACUAGUCGUCCGUUUUUAAUUCAUGUACAAGCCUUUUUUUCCCUCAAUACACAAGUCUUAAAUGGAUCUAAAAUAAUUUCUUUCCAGCUAUUUGUUUGACUGAUGGAAUAACUACAGAUGCAGCUCUGUUGGUGAGGAUGAAAAACACUACAGGUUGUCUAGAUGCUCCUGAGAUGUUACAUUUUCAACUAAUCUUGGUAUUAGUUAAGUUGUGUAUCGACUGUUGGCUCACACAUUCACUGGUCUACCUUGUUUUAAAGGGAAUUUGUCCUGGUUGUUAAUAGGCUACGCUGGUUGAAACACAGUAGAAGGCUGACAGCUUUUGUAGGAAGAGUCCAGAGUUUUUGAUGCUCUUGAGUAAAUUGAGCUUUUUUUAUAACAUUAACUGGACGUUGGAACCACCUGUUAAGGCGAUGAGAUGUUUUCUAAAGUGCUUCUUCUAUAAUAACCCCCCCAACAUAAAUGCAUUAUGUUUACUGUCUCUCAGUUCAUAGAAACCACUGUCAGUCAUAUUUUUUUCCUGCUCUGAAUUCAGAUUCUUCUGACUUUAAAACUUCCGUCCUUUCAGAAGUAAGUGUGGUGAGUGAGGCUGAGUCAGCGUUUAAUUCAUUGUUCCUGAUAACGUCCCAGAACAGGUCAAACAGUUGGAAGUAUAAUUUGGCUUUUUUUUUUUUUCUUUAGGGCUCACCUCCGUCUCGACCUGACUGAAUGUGGUCUGAACACAGUGCCAUGUCAUUUCAUGUGUAGUUUCACCCUGAGCAUCUUCAGUGAAGGUGACUAAUUGUUCGCAGUGGACGGGGAAAUUUAAGGUCCACGUGGUGUUUUGUGUGAUUAUAGCCUACAUUAUGUCACGUUCAGGCCUCUGUACCAUGAAAUCAGACUGUAAACACUGGACUGAAGAUGUUAGCGCAGUUGUAGAGGAUUGUAUUGUAGAGUGGUACUUCUGUUGUUAGAUUAUGUGAAAGGAGUUUGGGGCCCACCACUUACUUGUCUACUUUUAAUGAAGUUAAUAUAUAUUUAAAUUGUAUUAGGGGUAGAAAAUAGUAUGUAUGGGACCUACACUCCAACAGAAAAUCAAAGUAUUUACAAAGUUAUAGUCCUUAGUCUGAUGAUUUCUUAUGACAGCUGCAGCAAGUCAUCCAUAAGCUUGCUGUUCGGAGUAAAGUAAAAACCGCCACUCUUGCCCUUUUAGUAUAGCAGCCAUGAUUAGUCGGCAUAUUUUGUAUUUUUCUUUUGCAUGUGUUUGUUGGAGGAUCUUGUAUACAUUUUGUUUUGGUAAAGGUUUUUUUUUAUGUGAGACCCACCUAUUUUCAUUUCAGGAGUGAAAUCAGUUUUGACUCAAUCAUACUGUAGUAUGGCGCUUGUAAUGGAGUUUUAGGGCCCCAAGUCUCAAUAAAGCUGUUCCACUUUUUAAACAAAUGCAUGCUGUUCACCUUUUCUGCAACACUGGUUCUGGUGAGUUUUUUAAGGAUCCAGAUUUCCUUUUUUCAUUUGUUUUAUAGAAAGUGAAUUCUGGUAUGUUCUGAGGGCUUGGCAGCUUGAAGUACCCAUGAAUUAUUGUGACGCAUGUCAGUAGUUUUCUACUGAGCCCAAGUCAACAUAAGAUGAGUUAUUAUUUAAUAAUUAUUAAUUAUUUGGCCUCACAUGGCACAUUACUUUCUGAAUUUUCGAGGCUAGAAAGACAGAACAUUUCAGAAAUAUGUAAUGCACCAACCAUGUCAGCAGAUGGCAUCCAUGACCAUAUGAGGGGCAAUUUUCUCUCUAGCACAGUAAUGAAGAUUAUAGAAAGAUUUUAAAAUGUUUCCAGAUUGGCGAUAAUUCAAAAUUAUCACACAAUGCUCUGGAUGAUAAAAACAACAAAGAAUUAAGAAGAAAUACUUAAUCCGUCGAGGGGAAAAUCAAUUCUGCGAACAAUUGUCGUGAAUGAGAUCAGACAAUCCUUACUCUCAAUGACGGUUAAUAAAAUGGCAGAACAUCGUUCCUACUGC
Molecule: messenger RNA, 4751 nt
Organism: Chelmon rostratus (copperband butterflyfish)
Lineage: Eukaryota; Metazoa; Chordata; Actinopteri; Chaetodontiformes; Chaetodontidae
Gene: znf740b
Product: zinc finger protein 740b
Exons: 6
Coding region: 1260-2066 (268 amino acids)
Biological process (GO): regulation of transcription by RNA polymerase II
Cellular component (GO): nucleus
Molecular function (GO): RNA polymerase II cis-regulatory region sequence-specific DNA binding; DNA-binding transcription factor activity, RNA polymerase II-specific
Source: RefSeq, a predicted model, not a curated record